AUGAAAGGUCAGCGUGUGUCAGACGGUGUGCGCAGAUGUUGGAGAUCUGCUGUCUGGAUCCUCACCGGCCUGCUGGCAUUAUUGUUUCUGAUCAGUGUCAUCACCAUUCUUCCCUCCGGAGAUAUCGAACUCAAACGAAGAUCAGUUUCCACCAAUACUACAAAUGCCUCGGUGACAACACAGUCUAACGUGCGGCUGAUGAACGGCAGAAACCAGUGUGAGGGCCGCGUGGAGGUGCUUCAUAACGGCACGUGGGGGACAGUGUGCGACGACGACUGGGACAUGGUGGACUCUAACGUGGUGUGCCGGCAGCUGGACUGCGGAGUGGCCGUGGCCGUGGGGAGCAGCUCCAAGUUCGGCCAGGGCUCCGGCCCAAUCCUGCUGGACAACGUGGACUGUAAAGGGGGAGAGAUGGACUUGAGUCAGUGUGGGAAUCAGGGAUGGGGCGUCCAUAACUGCUACCACUAUGAAGAUGUGGCCAUCACCUGUAGAGGCAAUAAUGUUGUCGAAUCUCGAGGCCUGGAGCCCACCACACCGCCCCGUCUCAUCACGGGUUUAAGAGAUGGUGCCAUACGUUUGGCUGGGACUUCGGACCGGUGCCAGGGCCGGGUGGAGAUCUACUACCAGGGCAGCUGGGGAACGGUGUGCGAUGAUGAUUGGAGCAUGGCAGACGCGGCAGUCGUGUGUCAGCAAAUCAGCUGCGGACAAGCUGUCGCCGCACCUACGAACGCCUACUUUGGCUACGGCACGGGACAGAUUCUGUUGGAUAACGUGAACUGUAAUGGGCAUGAGAGCACUCUGGCCACCUGUUACAGCCUCGGAUGGGGAGUGAAUAACUGCGGGCAUCAUGAGGACGCAGGUGUCAUCUGCUCAGGUUCAAGUUCCACCAUGGUCCCGGUUAUAAACACAGAGUCUUUAGGCAGAGAUUUCAUCAUUCCAGAAACCACACCAGUGACAGAAAUGCCAGUUCCAGUUACUGUGACAACAACCACUAUGUCCACUACAGCCUCAACAACGAAAGAAAAGCCAAACAUUCGUUUGGUGAACGGCAUUAACAACUGUCAGGGCCGAGUGGAAGUCCUCUACUUCACUGUCUGGGGAACCGUGUGUGAUGAUGACUGGGAUAUGGAUAACGCUCAGGUGGUCUGCAGACAGCUGGGAUGCGGGCCGGCUCUUGCAGCCAAGUCUCUGGCUUACUUCGGCUAUGGUUCAGGUCCCAUACUGCUGGAUAACGUUGACUGCAAUGGCAGUGAGCAAAAGCUGACCGACUGCUUUAAUCUGGGGUGGGGACAGCAUAACUGCGGCCAUUACGAAGACGCUGGAGUGAUCUGUGCACCACCUUUGGAAUUUGAGGUAAUGGGAAGAGACUUUGGCAUAGGGAUAACAGGGAGCAUUACAACUACGACUGCAACUACAACCACAACACCAGCGGAAGCUACCAUCAGGCUCGUGGGAGGCCUGCAUCGUUGCGAGGGCCGUGUGGAGAUGUACCUGAGAGGAGAAUGGGGUACCGUGUGUGAUGACGCUUGGGAUCUUACAGAUGGUAAGGUGGUGUGCAGGCAGAUGGGCUGCGGGCUGCCUAAAGCCGUCCAGGGACAGGCCCACUUUGGUCCCGGUCGUGGCGCAAUCCACCUGGACAACCUGAAAUGCACAGGCACAGAAGCUACUCUCAUUCAGUGCUCUCACAUAGGAUGGAAUGUCCACAACUGUGACCACUCAGAGGACGCCAGCGUCACAUGUUCACUCUAAUGACUCCGCCCACCUCAAGCCACGCCUGCCAGUAGACGCAGUGGGAGGGGACAGGAAUAGCAUUGACUCCAGGACUUGUAUAAAUUUUGUACAUAACACCUCACGCCAACCCUGAAGAAUAGAUUUUAAAGAUGAAAUAGUUAUUUGGGUGUGAAACAAGAAAAAAUAAGUUAUGCUAAUACUGUAAUAAAUAUUAUGAAUGAAGAUUCGAAUUAUGCACUUUAUAAACUAUACGAACGUGUACACAUAGGUGGAUAAAUAAGCUGAGGCUAUUGAUAUACAGUGGAAACCAAAGUUUUAGACUCUCCUCUCCUUAGGCAUUCUGAUGUAGACUGCAAGCAACAAAUUUAUUAUGCCAUACAAAAAUUGAUGUACUGUACUGCUGGUACUCGUUCUUAAAAUGGAUCUGUUUCCUCUAACUGAAUGCUAGAAGUAAACGUUUAAAUUUUUUCUGUUUUGAAGAUCGUUAUGUUGUAUAUCUUACAGUAAAGUUCAAAGUGGAUCUGAAUAUCUUUAGCAUCUUAUUGAAUGUCAAAACUGCAUUCGUUAUUCAAAAAUAUUUGUCUGAAUUGGUCUGCUCAGAAAAAAAAAUGUUCUCAGGUCCAUUUUGAUUGGGAAAAAUAAUAGUUUCAAUGCAAAAUUUUCUGUCUUUUUUUGUCUCUGUUCCAUCAUUUGUGAGUAGAUUAAAUUAAUGGGAUAAAAGGAAUAUUGCAUUUGUACUGAGGAAACUAAACCAUGUCAUUGGCCUAAUUGCAUAAUAGUAUAUUAGGUGGUUACUUUAUAAGCUAGGAAAGAAAUUUAGGCCAAAAAUGAUGUUAAGAUUUUUAUAUAUAAUAUAUAAUUAAAGAUUUGAUAUACCUAAAGUAACAAGAAAAGAAAACAAUGUUUGUGAUGUCAUUUUUUUUACUGUACAGACUUUCAUAAAAUAUUGGGGUGAAAUGUCAACGUUUUUGUCAAUAUACACGCAUGGGGAAAAAAAGGGCCCAGGAGUGUAUAUAUGGAAAUAAAGUAUGCUAUGAUUUGAUUAUAUAUUCUUAAAUUUUCACCUAUUAAGACAAAAUGGCACAUUAUUUAUUCUUCCAGCAGGUGCGCUACAUAAUAAAAGUUUCAUCAUCUGUGUCUUAUAUUUCACAUAUUACAAUGAAUAUGUGAUAGAUGUAUUUUACUAUUUAAUAUUAGUUAUAAUUGGAGUUUGGUUCUUUUGACAACAUGUUUUAUUUCCCCCAAUAGCCUUUCUGUAGCCAAGAAGAGGGUAUUUUUAAAAUUACUUUUAAAAAUAAACCAAGAAUGAAAAAUAUUUGCUCGUCGAUUUGCUCGUCGAAAUUUUCGGGUAUUUUGGAUUUUUUGAAAAACCUACUUUUGCUAACUAGUCCUAGGUUUUUGGCCCAAUCAGAACCAAACCAGUGCAGUGAGAUUCUCUGGAGUCUGAUUGUCAAUAAUUAUCAAAAAAAGUUGAAAUUUCAAUUCAAGGUCCCUAAGGGCCGCCAAAACGUUCGAAGUGUGUGGAGCCGCUUUUACUAAAAUGGCUGUAACACGUGAACAGAAUGAAAUAUUUGCACCAAACUCGGCACACAUGUGUAAGAGUGAAAAAGGACGUGGCGACUGGCCAUUUGGUGGCACUAUAACAGGAAAAGACAUGAAAACGGCUAUAACUACUUCACCGUCAGUCUGAUUGACUUGAAAAUUGGCAUGCAGUGUCUUUGUCCGAGGUGUCAUGAUUGUCUAUGAGGACAUUGAUGCAUCUCAAAAAACAUGGCCGCCAUCUGCCAAUGAAAUUUGAGCAGCCAUCAGAUUAAGGUUAACGGAGGCCGAUUAGAACGAAACUCGCUGGGCCUGUUUGACUCAUGGCUCUAGAGGCCUGUGAGAAAUUUGAAAGAAAUCAGCCACCAGGGGGCGCCUUCAUGUUUUUCGCGUGCGUAAAGGAUUGUGUAUCGCCGAUUUUUCGCACAUGCCCACAACAUUUGUACCACAUGGUAGAACCUCAUUCUGAGCAACUUUGUCUCUAGGACCGCCGCUGUCCAUCGACUCGUUUGUUAAAUAUUGGAAAUUACUUCAAAAACCAACUUUGGCGAACUAGUCCAAGGUAUCUGGCUCAACCUCAAUAAGCUUUAUAAACCAUAAAUUUCCUACAGUAAAUUGCCUGUAUUGGCUGUAAACGGUCUUUUCCAUCUAUGAUCGAGAUGGUUACAGGGUUGCUAAUUAAAACAUUAUACCUUUUUACGCAUGUGCUUAAAGGCCUUAAAGCGCUUGAACCCCGAUAAUUGCUGCUCGCAGCUAUUUUUUUUUACAAUUUCCAGUUUAUAUAUACACUGUCUAUAACGCAUGUCCUUUGUGCGUCACUGCCAUUUUACUAUGAAUAAAAUGAAAGUAUGGAUGUGCAUGAAUUAAUAAAUAUCUAUUUGCUUUAGAGGCUCCGUAAUAAACCGGAAAUUGUAACGUAUGAGAACAAAAUAUUUAAAAAUGAAAAUAGUUUCUCUUGCGCACGCGAAGGUCUGUAUAUAUUUUUUUUGCAAAAAUCAUAAUACUGACUAUGAUUUAGCUAUUUUUUUAAAACAUCAAAUGAAAAAAUAACAAAAACAUUAUUAUUAUUAUUCUGGGACUAAAAUAUAGGCCUAGUUA
Molecule: messenger RNA, 4368 nt
Organism: Ctenopharyngodon idella (grass carp)
Lineage: Eukaryota; Metazoa; Chordata; Actinopteri; Cypriniformes; Xenocyprididae
Gene: ssc4d
Product: scavenger receptor cysteine-rich domain-containing group B protein
Exons: 11
Coding region: 1-1749 (582 amino acids)
Cellular component (GO): membrane
Source: RefSeq, a predicted model, not a curated record